This is a messenger RNA of Myxocyprinus asiaticus (Chinese sucker), 2847 nucleotides long. RefSeq names its product tumor necrosis factor receptor superfamily member 19L-like. The transcript is spliced from 11 exons. Bases 188 to 1381 code for a protein of 397 amino acids. The record is from RefSeq and is a predicted model, not a curated record. Gene Ontology annotation, biological process: apoptotic process. NCBI's taxonomy places the organism in Eukaryota, Metazoa, Chordata, Actinopteri, Cypriniformes, Catostomidae.
AUUUUGGAUGGCACACAACUCAUCUUUGCGGUUCUUCGCCGGCUUCUCUCUCUCUCUCUCUCUCUCUCUCUCUCUCUCUCUUUCUUUGUCUAAUUAUAGAUCACAUCAGUCAGACCAUGAUUAUAGCACUAUUAUGAUUUCACUGUAAAAACAGAUUUCAUGAGUAUAGAAGAACAUCUUGAAGACGAUGAAGAACCACCUUUACUGCUCAGCUCCUGUCUGUCUCAUCCUGCUGGAGUUAUGGGGUACAGUAGUGGCGCAGUGUCAGUGGGACGAGGGCUGUGUGUGUCCGCUCUGUCCAGCGGGAAAGGAGCCUACCAUGGCUUGUGGGAAAGCUGAGGGUCCCGGUGUGACUGAAUCAUGCCGGAUUUGCCCAGCAGGCAGCUUCUCAGAUGCCCCUGACACUAAGCCGUGCCGCCCACAUACCUCCUGCAGAGAACUCAACCGCUGGAUCCUCACCGCACCGACCUCACAUUCUGACACCAUGUGUGGAGGAUGUCUUCCUGGGUUUCACCCUGCUGCUACAUGGAAGACCUCCACCCUCCAUGCCUGCAUCAGGAAGCCAUACAGCCGCCGCAAACGUAACGUUGGUAAGAGCACCCCCAGCAUGUCCGGAGUGGGAAGUGCAAACUCCACCAGCAUUCACGGUCCAGAGGAGAAGAGCACUGAGUAUGCUGUGUUUGCACUGGUGCCUAUCUUCUGUGUGAUGGGACUGCUGGGGAUUUUCAUCUGCAACCUAUUGAAGAAGAAGGGCUUCCACUGCAAUGCCGAGAAAGAGGCCUUGGAUGAAGAAUCUGCCACCCCACAGAAAGAAGGAAACCCUUGUCCGUAUGUUAUCGAUGACCCCAAUGAAGAUACGAUCAGCGUUCUGGUUCGACUCAUCACAGAGAAGAAAGAAAACGCAGCUGCUUUGGAAGAACUGUUGCUGGAAUAUGAGAAUAAACAGAUGGCUGUGAACAAAAGCUCAUCUAUCAAGUUUCCAGCUCUUCCUCAUUUCUCACAGUUCCGCUCAUUGCCACGGCUGUGUACCCAUCAGCAUCAUUUGCACACUAUAAACGGGCUGGCAUCUCGCUCUGGGCUCUGCUGUUCCCGCUGCAGCCAGAAGAAAUGGCCCGAACUGCUGCUGCCCUCCGAUACUCACAAAGACCCCACUAACCUGGUCAAGAGCCCCUUGCCCGGAGAUGUCACUAUACUGUCUGUUGGAAGGUUCCAAGUUGCUCAGAUCCCGGAAAUUAAGUCUGCUUCCAAGGAAGUGACCCGGCUGGAAUCGAGCGAUACGGACUCUGUGGACAGUGGCCACACUGACUUCGUGGAAGACAGGUCCCUGCUGGGUGUGUCGUCUUCCUGUAACUCCGCCUCCUCAAAGGCAGACAGAAGAUGAACAUAUGAAAGAGUAGAGGAGGACAUCCAUUGAAGUGACACUACCUUCUUGUGGAUGACAUCAUCAGUAGUGGACACAUCAGGGCAGAUAUGUUCCGGUGAUGUCAGUAUUCAUGCCCUUGAGGAGCCUUGGAAUUCAAGACCUUAGGAAACAUUUGUAUUUAUUGCAUAAGUCAUAGAACUAUUUUAAUUUAUUUAAAAAAAAUGAAAUCUCUGUCUUUGCUAUCAGAUAAUAAGAGACAGUAGGGCAUUUACCAUGUAAGGAGUCAAAUUGGUGCUUCCAUGAGAAACUAAAGAGGGCUUAAGUAUGGCCUUGUCCACUAAGUUGCACAAAGCCGCUGCUGACAGAAGCUGCCUUUUCACUGAUGCAAAUUACUCAAUUCAACCCCUUUCGGCAGUAAUAAUGAACUUUCAAUGAGUUUGCGAAGCCGCCUUUUCACCCGUACAGACCUGCAAUGUUUGUGUUUGCUUCUCUAGUGAAGGAGCAUGACAGCAAGAGCAUUACUGUCCGUUUAUUGACCAGUGUUGGGGGAAUGAAUAAUGAAUUAAUGAAUUAAUGACUGCCAACACUUUUGGAAGGAUUGCCCAAGGUGUGUUAAACAGUGUAAUUCAUUAUUUCUGAAUUAUUUCUUAAUAAUUCUGUCCACUGAGCAAGCAUUAGUAUAAAGUUUCACAAGAAACAUUUAUAGUUUUAACUGGAAUACAUCUCAUCCGGUUGUGUCACACAAUAUUUCAUCACAUCCAAAGUUCUAAUCAGAUCUGAAAAAUCAAAAAACAAGUAGAUCAGAUGACUUGCAGUCUAUUGUCUGGCAUUUGUCAUUAGCAGUGAAAAGGUGGUUUGACACAUUGAACAAACAAACAGCACUCAGACAAUGACACAUAGUUUGAAAACAUUAACAAGUAUUAUGAGAAACUCUGUAAGACUGAUCUACAUGUCUGUCAUUUUUUUAAGUAUUGUUUUGUUAGCAUUUUAUUUUUUUUAUUUUUUAUUUUUAAGGAUUUUAUAUGGGUUGUAUAUGUACAAUCAUGGUCAAAGGUUUGCAAACACAUUGUUUUGUUACAAUAAAAAAAUAUCCUAAAAUAUCUGAAACAGUCUUUAAUUUCAUAUGCAUAAUUUCACAAGUUGAUGUCCAUGAGCAUUUUUAAAUCAAGAUUUUAGGUGAAAAUUGCUAUGUAUAGGGGAAAGUGUAUAUUUUAGGUACUGAUCAGCAUUUUUUGCCUUUACUUGAUCAUUUGCAAUGGUCCUGCAGUGUGUAAAACUUUUUAAAUUACGUACAUUUUGCUUUUUUAAUUGUUCAUUGUUAAAUAAAAAAUUUUAAAGUACAAAUAUACAAUCAUAAUAAUUAUCAUUAUAACUGUGUGCAUAUAUUAAUUACUAAAAAAAAUUGCAAUUUACUGUUUAAAAUAGUUUUAGAUGGAGUAGACACUAAAGUAUGUGGUGUCUAAAAUUCUGAGACCAAAAGUGAA